GCACACUUUGGAGCGAUGAGUUCAAGAUCUUGAAGAGAGAGGAGCACAGCAGGGCUGCGUAGGAAUUAAACACGCACACUCAACGCUACAGCUGCAAACGCUUUACACAUCUUGACGGCAGUGGACACCUCACUGGAACCAUGAAGUCUCCCAAACUGGCCCGCCAAGCAAAGCUGGUGGAUGUGGACGAUCUGGACGAUGUGCUGUGCGAGUUCGAUGCCGUGAUCGAGGACUUCACAUCCCCGCUGGAGAAGCGCCACUUCCGCUAUGACGAGCACCUGAGGACGGUGAAGAGGCGGAGCAGCGCCAGCGUCAGUGACAGCGGCAUCAGCGACACUGAUAGUGCAGAUUCGCUGAACAGAAACAGUUUCAGCUUGAGCGAUGAGAGGCUCCACUCGCCCACCGCGCUGUCCCCGACACCCACCUCACCCACGCUGAUGUCACCAAAACCCAAACUGGGAGACACCAAAGAACUGGAGGACUUCAUUGCAGACCUGGACAAGACUUUAGAGAGCAUGUGACACCCCAGCCAGCCAUCUUGGAUCACAGCCAUGAAAGAGAGAGCGGAGUCUCCGAUACACCCCACCCCACCCCCCAACUCCACCCUACACCUGCCCCCUGACUGAACCGCGCCCCGUGCCCCACGCUAACCCUCCAACAGGAUGCAGCUGGAUGGCAAAGCAGCUGCUAGUUGGCUCCAGGUCAUCUUGCAGUCUAGUCGGCCAUCCACUCGUGCCGUGCCACCUGGCUACUGGCACCCAAAGGACUCGCAUCCCAAUUAGCUUUGGGGGGGCAUGUGACUUUUAAAAAGAGACUGGACUGUUAGCCACACUGGAAUAUUCUAAUUAUUAUAUUAUUCCUAUUUAAUGAUAAUAAUAUUAUUAUCACACAUCAGAUCAGGUUACACUCCCUCACAAAUAAGUAUAACGGGAUGAGGCUUUUUUUGUUGUUUUAUUUCUUUUGAUUUUUGUAAAAGAAUUUGUAAUUUUAUAGAGCUUCAUAUUGUAAAUUUAUAGGUCAUUUUGUGAAAUAUAUUUUUGUACCAUGUGUAAAUAAUGAAUAUUAAAAACGGUUAUGUUAUGUUAGUUUCUUGGUUAAAAGAAAGGAGAAAAUGCAUAAAUAAAUAAAUAAAUAUAUAUAUAUAUAUAUAUCAUGUGUCAAUGGAAAGCAACAUUAUGACAGAUAAUACCUGCCAGAGAUAAUAUUAAAGAAUGCUUUUGUUAACAAA
Molecule: messenger RNA, 1228 nt
Organism: Doryrhamphus excisus (bluestripe pipefish)
Lineage: Eukaryota; Metazoa; Chordata; Actinopteri; Syngnathiformes; Syngnathidae
Gene: rgcc
Product: regulator of cell cycle
Biological process (GO): regulation of cell cycle
Source: RefSeq, a predicted model, not a curated record